Patella vulgata (common limpet) is the source of this 5800-nucleotide messenger RNA. Its product is annotated as dentin sialophosphoprotein. The record is from RefSeq and is a predicted model, not a curated record. The coding region runs from base 3530 to 4975 and encodes 481 amino acids. Lineage: Eukaryota; Metazoa; Mollusca; Gastropoda; Patellidae. The transcript has 4 exons.
AACCACGGAGAUUCUCGUAUCGAUGUUAUCAUUGUCAAGACUGUAAAUGAUGAAGAGGAGACAUUAAGGAGAAGGAACUAUGGAAUAAACUAAAUUAAUGAGUUAAUUAUUGUACAGUGGAAAAAAAGACAACGUGACAAUUAUUGGAUACAUUUUAUUUACAUCCCUUGUGAAUGACAAGCUUGUUGACUGACUACAUGGUAAAACUGAAGACAACAACAAAGACAACAACAAGAACAGAUAACCCGGCAGUGGUAAAUAUAGAGCAUAUUGAUGACAACAUUGUAGUAGCUAUAAAUUUACAUAUUGUUUAGACCAGCUGCUUUUAAAAUUUAAAACAAUAUGGAAGAACUUAGGAAAUAAAUAACAGAAUCUCAAAUAAACCAAAGUUAGGAAUCCAUGUGUAAGUAAUAGACGUAAUACGACGGGAGCAACAGUGGCUCGUUGAGUAGGAGGUUGGCUCACUAACCUGGAGUCACGUGUUCGAUCCCUACGUUGGUCGAGAUUGUUCGGCGUGCCCCCCCCCCCCUUGACAGUGGUGUAGUACAGAGAGCUUAGCAAGGGAUAACGUAUAGUCCUUCGGAUGGGACAAAAAACCGAGGUUUCGUGUACACAUUGACGUGCACGUAAAAGAACCCUUGACAGUUGGAAUUCGAUAUAAAAGUAGGCCGUAGCACCUCAGUCCGAACAAAUUGCCCCUCAUAGCACACUGCAUGGCGUAUGCCCGUCUUCAUUAUCCCAGUCGGAGCAGAACAGCAGAAUGUUAAACCCCAUUUGAUUUACGUAAUGCGCAACUGUGCAAUUAUCUUCCACAAUAAAACAAUCUACGACUUAAAAACGUCUAGAUCUGUGGUUCUGAAAACAGCCAUACGAAACACACAUACAUUAUCCUUCCUGCACAAUUCGUGGAUCAAUGCGCGUACGGCUAGACUGUUCACAUGUGCUGGUCAAAGUGUUUAUCGUCCGCCUGGUUACGCCGUAUUAGUGGUUACUGCAAUAGGAAGCGUUGAAUACGCUAGUCACAUGACACUACCCAAUGACGCACAGAACAAUACGCCCAUAUGGAAUCACUCCUAGUCCAUAUGGAAUCUAAUAUUAACCGCUAGGAAUACGAAAGGAUUGCACUUUUCCCCCGUUUCAAUACUUCGUCCCUAUACAAAAUUCUAUAAAUAUGGAUAUCAAAAGAACCAGCAGGGACUAUUUAAGGCUUUAGGGGUCAUGCCAAGGCCAAGAAGCUAUUGAACCAGCGCAAUCACCCUAACCCAUGAACUAGUUAGCAUUUGCCAGGAAUAGUGAGUAUGGGAUGAAAAUUGUGUGUACUGAAAUUGUAAGACAAGUUUCUAUGUAUACGCUAAACAUGUAUGGUGUGUUCCAGUACGUAACUAUACUAUUAACUUUACGACCCCCCACCCCCCACAAUCUCCAGCCUCGAAAUGUCGAAACCUAAUCAAUUUUGCAGGAAUUAGUGUUUCAUACUAACGUAACAGCCGAUUGCGUGAUACGCAUUACGCACAAACUACGUAGACAUGGAUUCCUAUCUUAGUAGGGUAUAAAACAUAAACAUUACCAGUUUCAAAUUAAGGAAAUCUGUGGCAAAAAGGUGCGCGUGUAUUUCUGAGGUUAGAAUCGCUGACUGACAAAUGGAAUGUCCAGUGUUCCACUUCAGGUACGAAUCGAAAACAGUCUACGAGAUGUUUAUAGUUGGGUAACUUCUAGUUAGCACCCCCUCGCAUUACUGUAUCUUAGUCUUAAAAUAUCUGCAGUAUUAGAUUGAAACGACGUUCCCCCGCCCCCCUAUUUAAUUUCAGCCAUUCACAUUCAUCGAAAUCGUAUUCAAGUUGACAUUAUUCCAAUGCGCCUAUCUCAUUCGCAAUAUCGACGUGCAUUCACUGAAUUCAAUCGCAUUACGGGAAAAUGAAGACUUCCGAAUGUGCUUCUAUGUGACGAAUUUAUGUUUCUGUUUCGAUAAUCAGUUACGUUUUUACUAUGUUUUAUUGUCCAUGUGCUAACAGUCCUUUAUUUACAGAAAAAUAACUAAAAAGAUUUUAACAAAUGGUUUGUACAAAUUACGGUAGUGCAUGAGGUCAGAUGUGAAAGGUGAAAGGUUAUAGCUGUGGAGGUCAACCUUGGGUGAUCGUGCUCAUAACGUGCACGUUUAACUGCAUUAGACUGAGGUUAGUAUUGUUCAAUUUUAGUUAAUUGUUUUUUUGUUUUUUUUGCAAUACGUAUUACUUUAACCCACAUGUUUUCAGAUCAUAUCAUACCGGGUGACACAAAAAAAGCGUUCAUCGCCUAAACUUGGUCGACGAAGAGGGGUCGUGAGGGACCUCAAGUGGUUCCAGCAGGAUGGUGCCACCCCCACACCUCAAACGAAUCAUUGGCAUGGCUACAGCAGCGUUUUCCUGACCGACAGAUCAGCCGCAGGUGUGACCUGCAGGGUUGAACGCCCCAGAUUUUUAUCUGUGGGGAUACCUAAAGGACAGGGUGUAUGGCAACAACCCCCAGACUAUCCCUGAUCUGAAGGCAGCAAUCACAGCAGCAAUAAAAGCGAUCCCAAGGGAAGAAUGUGGGAGGGUCAUCGAAAACUUUGCCCGCCGGAUCCAAAUGUGCUUGCAGCACCGGGGAGCUCAUUUAGAGCACAUUUUUUGAGCGCGAGUUAAACAAAGAGUUUUUGUGGUACAGACUUGAAACUUUGGAGAUGUCUGCUACAUAGACUUAACCUAAUGUAGCUGAAUUUUUGUGUUAAUGUAAAUAAAAUUUUGGAAGUUAUUCGAUUUUUAUUGAUGAACGUUUUUUUUGUGUCACCCUGUACUUAAUUGGCUGCUUCGCAUGAGUUGUCACCACCUCCGUUGUUUCGGGAAGAUCUUCUGGCAUCAUGGAACAAGUAUCUAAUAAUAUUACCAAUCAAACAACACAUAAUUAGUCUUUAUUUUUCAAAUGAAUUUUUUUUUAAUUAAGCGCAGGAACAAUUGGAAAUAUGAGAUGGAUAUUAGACAUUCUGUGUAUGUCAUUUAUUAGAAUAACCAGUAAAAUAUUUCAAGUUAUAAUUUAGAUUUUAAAUCAUUAUCCUCCGCAUUAUCAUUACAUAUAUAAAUGAUUAUCUGCAUUGUCAGAAUACCCCCAACCCCCACCCCACUUCUCCCUUUUAGCGUAGUAUUAAUCAUUAUCUUCCGCGUUUUCAUUACAGAUAUAAAUUAUCAUCUCCAUUGUCAGAGUUACCUCCCUUUCGCUGUAAGCACUGUGAUGACGUAAUUGUUUUCUGUAUACAGAAAUAGGUUCAAUACCACUAUAGUUACUUCCCCUUGAUACGCAACUCGACUACUGGAGAAAGACAAAUUCAGUCACCACAUUAAUCUCUGAUGUUGAAUAUAAAGGCCAAACCAGUCGUCUGCUGUUGCUGAUAAUUCUGAUUGUUGAAGAUUUUGGUGGAAUUUCUACAAAUUCGGUUUCAAUGGUUCCCUAAUUGUUGCAGUUAUAUUAUUUUCAAUUAACGAAUGAGUCUUUAUUGGUGAAGACAAAAUAUUUCAAGAUGCUGCGAUGGCUAAAGGACCGUAAGAAAGGGAAGAAGGGUGAUGGUGUGAAGGAUGAGUAUGGUUUUAAAGGCGGCAAGAAUGGUGGAGAUUAUGGUUUUGAUGAUAAAGUUUAUCAUAUCUACGAGGAGAUCCCUGAUCUUCCAGAUCUAGAACAAUCUAUCGGCCCGUAUAUGGUUGUUCCGCUUGACCUUGGUGACAAGAAGGUCAAAUCUAAACGUGUUUCGUUUCAAGACGUAAAGGAAGUAUCGGUAGAUUCUGGAAUCUGCCAUAGAGAAUUUAAUCCAUUUGAUUUGGUUAACUCUACCAACUCCCCUUCUCAGAAGCAAUUCCCCAGAAACAUACGAACUGUGCCGGUCAUGGGAAUCGGACAAAAAACUUCCAAGAAGUCGGACAUUACUUGUGCUCUUGUUCAUCGUAAUAAUUCGAACGCACCAGCGUUGCCGGCUAGAAAUAGUAUCAAGAAAUCAUCCCUUAGUGCUAAAUCGGUUGAAAAUGUGACCGAAUCUAAACUUAAGAGCAGACAACUCCUCGAAAACAUACUCAGUGAUUUGUCAAAAAGUUCAGACGAUAUUUUCAGUGAUCAUGAUUCAUCAUCAGACGCAAAGUUGAGUAGUUCGUCAUCGAAUUCUGUGGAUGAUAUAUUAUGUGAAAAACGAAGGAAUAAUACGUCUAUGGAUAGUAAUGACACUGGCUGUGAAUAUGACAUGGGUUCGUCUGGGGAUAACAGUAGCCAGGAUAGUUAUGAAUACUAUUUACAUCAAGUCGAACAAAACUUUAUUUUAAAAUGCCGAGUGAACGAAAUAGCGAACGAUAAAACAGCUACGAGUGUACAGCGGAGAGAUACGAACUAUGACGAAGAAUCCGAUUCGGAUUCUCUUACCACUAUAUCGACUCUAUCCCAAGCUACGGUAUAUCCUGGUAAAGCUCGUCGAACUCCGGAAUGUGAUUCGGAUGAAGGUACAAUGGCGGACUUGUCGGAAUCUGAAAAUAGUAGUGGAUAUUAUGAAUCUUGUUCGUUAGACAAAAAAGACCAGAAGCCCGUUAUUCGAUUAACCAGUGCAAUUUUACAAAAUUCUUCGCAACGAUCUCGAUCCCAUAAACACAAGACUAGUAAACCUAGAGACAAAAAAUCGUCGACCUUGUCCGCGAGUGAAAAAACGACGUCAAAACCUAAAACGAACAUUUUAGAAGAAAUUUGUGAGAAGUACGAAACAAUGAGUGAAAGUAGUUCGAAUGAUAUUUAUUCGCGUAAUUCCUGUAGUGAAGUUUACUCCCCUCCUCCUAUGAGGUCAGAAAAUCAAACUGUUCGUAAAGCGCCUAGCUGUUCGGGUCGUGUUGGUGACGUAGGCCCGAGAUACCAGUCUGUUGGUAAUAAUAACAACAAUCGACUUUUAUCUGAUCUCAUAAUGAUGAAUUAUAACAAACAAAUAUUUCACCAUUGAUGUCAUUAUGAUCUGACAUCACGUGACACGUGAUGUCACUAUAUAUUGAUAUUUUCUUCCUUGUUUAAAUGUGAUUAAUUUAAAUUAAAAUACAAAUAUAAUUUAUGUGAAACGGACUAUAAAGAUACUAAUAAGGUCUUUGUGAUGCCAUAUUUGGAGUUAUGAAGGUUAUAAUUGGUUAAUAACAUGAUGAUUAUAAUGGUAGUGCUAUAUUAAGAAAGCAAUGAUUAACUCCACUCACUUCCGGCAUUUAAAUGUUACAGUUUUUGAACAUUAAUACCUCAUUAUUUGUGUAAACAAAGAAUUUGAUUUCGUAUUUUUGUGCAUGUGUGUUUGUUACUUCCAUGCAUGCUGUUGUAUUUUAAUUUUUGAGGUAUUCUUUUUUUUUUAAUUAUUUUAUUCUAUGUGAAAAAAUAAUCGCAACAAGCCUAUUCAUUCAUUAUUUAUCACUGUUAUCAAAAUUGCAUAUAAAAUCUCUUUAUUAACAUGUAUCAUAUGUAAACAAUGGUUUGUGGUUUCUCUCUACAGUUAAACUACUAAUUAAAUGGUGCUAUUUUUCUUUUAGAAAACCACCAAUAUGGCUCUAUGCAUUAAGAGUUGUACUGGGAUUUCUUUAUAACGCAAACUGUUUAUGACUUUUACAAAUCAUACAAUAUUGAUAAAUCGAAGCGCCAUUUUGAAUAUCACGUGAUAUGUACUUAACGUGUCUAUCAGCCACAAGAAAGUUAAAGUUGCAAUAUUUAUAAACUGAGUGUAAUUUAUGUAAAUAAUAUUUACUCCAAUCAUCUUCUCAUUCUUUACUCAUUAAAACCUAUUUAAAUAAAA